Messenger RNA from Seminavis robusta, 327 nucleotides. The record is from the annotation of a GenBank genome assembly. Lineage: Eukaryota; Bacillariophyta; Bacillariophyceae; Naviculales; Naviculaceae.
AUGAUGCGUCAAAUCGUUGCUCUCCUUCUCUUGGCUUCUGCCAGUGCUUUUUCGGUUGCCCCAAUGACCAACACUCGUGUGAACACCAUGGCUUUGUUCGCCGAAGAAGACUCGUAUACAUCCAGUGCACGACCAGUUGAAAGAGGUGUUUCCGUUGACCAAGAUGGAAAGUCCAACGUUUGGGCUAUUGAGCCAAAGAUGGAAGUCAGCUCCAAAUCCAAUGAAGAGAAGACACAAUCUGCAAUUGUUGCUGCCGGGGGUUUCGGCGCUUUUGCCGUCCUUGCUGGAGUUGUCCUUCUCAACUUGCCUGAUCCCAACCAAUUUUAA